AGGAUGCCUGCGUACGCCACCAACAUGAGGCUGAAGUUCCCCAUCCUGGCCUUGAUUCUGGAGGUCCUCACCAUCAUCCUGUACGCGGUGUUUGUGGUCUACGAUGAUGGGAAAGAUCACCAUGAUCCCCACAGUCACAAUAAAACUGAAGACAAGCCUUUGGAGCUCUAUCCCAUGUUUCAGGAUGUCCACGUGAUGAUCUUCAUUGGUUUCGGCUUCCUCAUGACAUUCCUCAAGAAGUACGGGUUCAGCAGCGUGGGCGUCAACCUGCUGCUGGCUGCCUUCGGCUUACAGUGGGGGCUCCUCAUGCAGGGCAUCUGGCACCUGGAUGGUGGCAAGAUCAAAGUCAGCAUCUUCAAAAUGAUCAAUGCAGACUUCAGCACGGCCACGGUCCUGAUCUCCUUUGGUGCCGUUCUGGGUAAAACCAGCCCCGUUCAGCUCCUCAUCAUGACCAUUCUGGAGAUCACCAUCUUCUCCAUCAAUGAGCACCUGGUGGCAGAAAUUCUGGGAGCUAAUGAUGUUGGAGCAUCGAUGAUCAUCCAUGCGUUUGGAGCCUACUUCGGCUUGGCUGUGGCUCGAGUUCUUUACCGGCCUAAUUUAAGAGACAGGCAUGAGAACGACGGAUCUGUUUACCACUCUGACAUGUUUGCUAUGAUCGGAACUGUCUUCCUGUGGAUGUUCUGGCCCAGUUUUAACUCGGCCAUCGCCGACCCGGGCCUCCCUCAGCUCACCGCAGUGAUCAACACCUACCUCUCCCUGGCCGCCUGCGUGCUCUCGGCCUACGCCAUCUCCAGCCUGGUGGAGCACAAAGGAAAACUGGACAUGGUGCACAUUCAGAAUGCCACCUUGGCUGGUGGAGUGGCAGUGGGAACUUGCGCUGACAUGAACAUCGAUCCAUUUGGGGCCAUGCUGAUUGGAUUUGUUGCUGGCAUCGUCUCCACUCUGGGCUUCAAGUACCUCUCUCCCGUCUUGGCCUCCAAACUGGGCAUCCAGGAUACCUGCGGAGUCCACAACCUGCACGGCAUGCCCGGCAUCCUCGGCGGCCUGGCUGGUAUCAUAGCUGUGGCUUUGGGGAAAAAAGACGGCUCUGCCUCCAUGCAAGCCGCUGCCUUGGCUUCAUCCAUCGGGUUCGCUUUGAUCGGAGGAGCCAUUACAGGUUUAAUAAUGAAGCUGCCGUUCUGGGGUCAACCUCCGGACCAGAACUGCUUCGAUGACUCACUUUACUGGGAGGUUCCUGAGGAAGAGGAGGAGAACGAAGGCAGUUUGGCUGCUGCAGAACAAUCCAAGAACAAAGCAGAAGUUUAAAUAUCUGCUCCUCAUCAGAAGAAGAUGCCAGGAGUUUUCUUUAACUUCAGCUCUAGCUUUAAGCUACAGUAAUGUGAUCUGAAAUACAGAAUUUACAACCAUUAAGCUAAUCUUUUCACAUCUCUUAAAUAUAAAGAGGCAGUUAAUUUUAUUUCAUAGCUCAGGUUAAGUUUAAAAUUAGCAAGGGAAGAUGUACAGUAAACACACACACAAAAAAGCAAAUUUUAUCCGGAUAAGAAAAGCAUUUAAGUAAAUUGAUUUAUAUAUAAAGAAAACAACCAUAACUAAAUAAAAUUUUACUGAAAAUUUUGAUUUGAUUUGAA
Molecule: messenger RNA, 1628 nt
Organism: Nematolebias whitei (Rio pearlfish)
Lineage: Eukaryota; Metazoa; Chordata; Actinopteri; Cyprinodontiformes; Rivulidae
Gene: rhag
Product: Rh associated glycoprotein
Exons: 10
Coding region: 4-1305 (433 amino acids)
Biological process (GO): ammonium homeostasis; ammonium transmembrane transport
Cellular component (GO): plasma membrane
Molecular function (GO): ammonium channel activity
Source: RefSeq, a predicted model, not a curated record